This is a messenger RNA of Dufourea novaeangliae, 1911 nucleotides long. It is a transcript of the gene Fbxo42, whose product is annotated as F-box only protein 42-like. The transcript is spliced from 7 exons. NCBI's taxonomy places the organism in Eukaryota, Metazoa, Arthropoda, Insecta, Hymenoptera, Halictidae. Gene Ontology annotation, molecular function: protein binding. The coding region runs from base 331 to 1911 and encodes 526 amino acids. The record is from RefSeq and is a predicted model, not a curated record.
UCCGUCAGUUAUGGUUAUCUGACAUUAGGUUAUCACUGUUUACAAAGAACGUACAAGAAUCUUUAUGCGGUCUGUAUUUUGUAGGAUAGUCGACUAAAGUGAAUAGAAAUAUCCGGUCUCUGAUGGGGAACGGUCAAAUUCGUUGUGCAGAAAGCUCGAGGAUCCUUCGGAUUGUCAGGGUCGCUAGAAAGUGAUAUCGAAAAACCAUGAUUUUCGACUGCCUAAGAUAACAGUGUCGUUUUUCCUUAAAAAAAAAUCGAAGUCUCGAAAGUAGCGUAGCUAUUUAAUAAUAGUAUUUAGAACGUUUGUAGUGUAGACAUUUCGUGUAAAAUGGAGUGUAAAAUCGACAACUUGCCAGAUGUAUUGUUGGAGUACAUUUUGAGUUUGAUUCCACCGUACAAAGAUCUACAAGAAUGUAAGCUUGUGUCCAAAAGAUGGUUUCAUGCUACUAACAAUGUAAUACAGCAUAACAAAGCACAUUUUCAAAAAUCCGUGGCUUGUGGAUCGUUACUUUGGAGUCCGUGGCCAUCUACACAUUGGGUGCCUACUAUAAGAAAAAGACACUCGCAUUCUGCUUGCACAUAUGAAAAUUCUAUGUAUGUUUUCGGGGGAUGUACAGCGACCUGUACAACAUUCAAUGACUUAUGGAGACUAGAUCUGGAUACACGAACAUGGAUCAGAUUAAUUACUAUGGGGAGUUAUCCAUCUCCCAAGGCUUGUGCUACUAUGUUAUAUUACAAAAAGAGCUUUAUAUUAUUUGGUGGAUGGUCUUAUCCUUCACCUUAUUCAUUACACCAGCAAUGGAAAUUAUUCAAUGAAUUACAUGUCUAUUCUAUAGAAUCUAAUAAGUGGGUUGUUGUGAAUACGCUAGAAGCACCACCGCCGACGUCAGCGCAUUCUGCAUCGAUUCACAAGAAUAACAUGAUUGUUUUCGGUGGUAUAUGUAACGGAUACAGAUCCAAUGACAUAUGGUGUUUGAAUUUAGACUCGUAUAGUUGGCACAAACAAACUACUUCCAACUUAAAGCCACAGCCGCGUUACGGUCAAUCUCAAAUUGAACUAGGAGAUAAUCAUCUUCUUAUACUAGGAGGUUGUUCUGGACCUAAUGUCGCAAUGGACGAUGCAUGGCUGUUGAAAAUGGAAGGCACAGCCUGGACAUGGAAGAAAGUAAACAUGCACAAUACAGAAUGGGCGCCAACCCGAAUUUGGUGUCAUCAAGCCUGUAAGGUGGGAAAUUAUGUUAUCGUUCUGAACAUAAAUAAAUGCCCGAAAAAAACGAACGAUACGAACGUAUGGCUAAAAAAAGUCGCUAGCCAAAGAACAGCUCCGCCAAGCACUUGUGAUUCUGCCCCUUUAAAUGAAAGACAAGGAAAUGUAUCUCGUGCCGAUAGAGAUGUAAAUGUUAAUGGUCGGCAUGGAUCGUUUUCAAGAAUCUCCGUGCAGAACGCACAUUCUUCAUCUCAUCCUCCUAGUUUUAUAAAAAGUUUAGCAUUGUGCAAUGAUAGCGUUUUAAGUAUGGCUGCCUUCCGCGACGAACCAGUGCGUAACGGUUCAAACAGCAAUCGGCAACGUCAAUUAGAAUCCCUCCGGAGAAUGGAAGAGAAAAUACGAAAUCGAAGGACGCAAUCGAAAGCCACGAAAAGAACUGGAAAUACACUGUCCAUAUUUGUAUUAGAUAUUACGAAUGUUUUGUGCGACGAAUGCUCCGCUUCGUGGAUUCCUUUAAAGCACAACAACCAAUCAGGUCCCGACGAGAGAAUUCUCUAUUCUCUAGUUGCCGGUCGAGGUGAACUGAUAGUAUUCGGUGGCAUUCGUAAGGAACAUACGUCUUUGCAAAAUCUCCCGGAUAUGGAUGAGUCAGAGGUCUACAACGAUCUUCAUUUUAUAAAUCCGCCACGAUACGUUAUUUAA